Messenger RNA from Salvia miltiorrhiza (redroot sage), 1523 nucleotides. Its product is annotated as 15-cis-zeta-carotene isomerase, chloroplastic-like. The record is from RefSeq and is a predicted model, not a curated record. Lineage: Eukaryota; Viridiplantae; Streptophyta; Magnoliopsida; Lamiales; Lamiaceae. The transcript has 4 exons. Bases 172 to 1269 code for a protein of 365 amino acids. Gene Ontology annotation, cellular component: chloroplast. Gene Ontology annotation, molecular function: 9,15,9'-tri-cis-zeta-carotene isomerase activity. Gene Ontology annotation, biological process: carotene biosynthetic process.
AUUUCCCGGCAAUGCCAAUGCUGCAACAGCAUUGCACUAACCUCCAAAACCACCACGACUCACUCCUCUCUAACCUUUGAUUCCCUCCUCCCUCCAUAUGCAAUUUCCUCAUCGCCCACUUCAAUUUCUCCCAAUUUUUUGAGGGCGGAGUCGAAUUCGAUCACAACCAACAUGUCAACCUCCAUCCUGCUCUCCCACCCUCUAUCCCCACACCUUCAUCUCCCCAAACCCAAAUUCCGUCCUCCUAUAACCUCCAAAUUCUCUUGUUUCGAGCUAAAAAAUGUUUCCCUGCGCCGACCCUUCAAAUCCCACUUUACAGGUGGACCUCAAAAGCUCAGGAAACUCGUAUUAGCGCGAGUGGCGGAAACUGAAGCCGAGAGAAGUGAUGUUUCUCCGCUGGUGGGUGAGGAUUCUGCCGAAUUCGUCUUGUCCGAGCAGAAGAUUUCUUCGUGGGUUUAUUUCACUCUGGUUUUGGGCGUCGUGCUUUAUAUUCUCAACGUGGCUUGGAUUGACAACUCCACCGGUUACGGUAAAGUAUUCAGCGACGCUGUUUCGAGCGUUUCCGGCAGCCCCGAGGUUGCAAUGUUGGUUCUUAUUCUCAUAUUUGCACUGGUUCACAGUGGCUUAGCUAGCCUGAGGGACACAGGUGAGAAACUCAUUGGAGAACGAGCAUUCCGUGUAUUAUUUGCGGGGGUAUCUCUUCCGUUAGCUGUUAGUACUGUUGUUUAUUUCAUCAACCACAGAUAUGAUGGUGUGCAGUUAUGGCAACUUCAGGGUGUUCCUGGACUACAUGAGCUUCUUUGGUUCGCCAACUUCGUUUCCUUCUUUUUCCUUUAUCCUUCGACUUUCAACUUGUUAGAGGUUGCAGCAGUUGACAAGCCCAAGAUGCAUCUCUGGGAAACUGGAAUAAUGAGAAUAACUAGGCACCCACAGAUGGUUGGGCAAGUAAUCUGGUGUCUUGCUCACACAAUUUGGAUCGGGAAUUCAGUUGCAGCCGCAGCUUCUGUGGGUUUGAUUGCGCACCAUCUGUUUGGUGUUUGGAAUGGAGACCGGAGAUUGGCCAUACGAUAUGGUGAAGCUUUUGAAGCUGUUAAGAGUAGAACUAGUGUAAUCCCAUUUGCUGCUAUUCUCGAUGGGCGCCAGAAGCUACCAGAAGAUUACUACAAGGAAUUCCUCCGGCUGCCAUAUAUAUCAAUAACAGGAUUGACGUUGGGGGCGUACUUUGCUCACCCACUUAUGCAGGCCGCCAGUUUUCGUCUUCAUUGGUAGCUUCGCCUGCUGUAUAUUUCCUCCGCAAGAGUAAGUCUCGGUUUCAUGAUACUGUUCCCUUUAGUGAAUGGAAGCAGUGCUGUUUGUUUCCGGCUGGAGCAUUUUGCAAGUGUUUAGAUAACUGCAGCAUGGUUUGUAUUUGUCGAACGGACGAGUAUUAAAUAAGGAGGUUUAUCAACAAAUGAAACAUAGAUCAUUCAAAUGUGUAGUAAAACACUAAACAGUUAGCCUAAUACAGAAUUAAUUUCUUGCAA